AUGACUAACGGAGGUAAUCAUAAUGAAAUGAAUGUGCAUUCAUUAGAAAGCUCAAACGAUAAUGUGCCGGACAGUUUGGAUAUUAAGAAAGUACGGAAGCCUAGGGGCAAAAGGAUGAGUAAGCUAUCUGAAUCUCAGAUCAAAAUCAACCAUGUGUUAUCUGAAAAGAAGAGAAGAGAGUUAGUUAGAUCAAUUUAUGAUGAUUUAGUAGAUGUAGUGCCUGAUCUAACAGAGAAAGAAAGUAGAUCAGAGAUGAUUAUAUAUUUGAAAACUAUCAAUUAUUUAAAAUGGUUAUACAAGAGGAAUGCAUAUCUGCGAUCCGAAUUAAUAAAAAAUAUAAAGAUUCGAAAAAUGGCAAGCAAGUGA
Molecule: messenger RNA, 366 nt
Organism: Vanderwaltozyma polyspora DSM 70294
Lineage: Eukaryota; Fungi; Ascomycota; Saccharomycetes; Saccharomycetales; Saccharomycetaceae
Gene: INO4
Product: Ino4p
Exons: 1
Coding region: 1-366 (121 amino acids)
Molecular function (GO): protein dimerization activity
Source: RefSeq, a predicted model, not a curated record